Bipolaris maydis ATCC 48331 is the source of this 1224-nucleotide messenger RNA. RefSeq lists its product as uncharacterized. Lineage: Eukaryota; Fungi; Ascomycota; Dothideomycetes; Pleosporales; Pleosporaceae. The record is from RefSeq and is a predicted model, not a curated record.
AUGUCCAGCAGCGCGUCAGAAACCGUGGUUGAAAAGUAUCGCUACGAAAUCCUCUUUGGCACGUGGCUAGCCGUCACAGGAGCGACAUUUCUACGCAUCAAGCGACAGCCGUACAGCACCCGCCUGAAGAUUGAGCAGUACGAAAGCAUCUUCAAAGGCACUUCACUCAGCGCCGUCCUUAUCGGCAUCGGCAUCACACCCGCGCGCAGCACCGCGAGGCACACGGCUGACCAUCGCUCACCAUCGCCAACAUCUCCAUUUGUCUUGUCGAGCUGCCGCUGGUGGAGCAAUCGGAUGCGUCCCGGCUUGGCAUUUCCCCGCAACUUUCACAUGCGAACACGCUCCACUCCGUCUUCUUCCCCCAAGACGCGCAUCAUCACCACCAACAACAUGUUGCUUCGCUUGGGCUCGCUGAGCUUUGAGCUUAGCUUGUGGAGUCCCAUCUAUGCCGUUGCCCCCUUUGUCUUGCUCUCCAUCUCCAUCCCGCUUGCCUUCUUCGCCCUCGUCACCACGUCCAUCGCCAUCGCGCUUCUGUCGUUGCGCGCAUUGGCCGUCUACUUCCGCCUGGCCAUUGCUAUCGUAGGCGCGUGGCUCUCCCCGUCGCCUCCAUCGAAAUACAGUCCUCCCCGUCGUUCUCGCCCCGUGCCCGCGUCAGCCCGACAUUCACCAAAGAGCGUGCACCAGCGCUCUCGCCGUACCAGCAUCACCGGCACGGCGUCUAUCCAGGGCCCUGCUGUCUAUUCUGCCCAGUCUCCAAACUUUCUUCAGCGAAAGAACAAUUCGCUUACCGCUCUGAUCGGUACUAGCGAAUUGACGCGAGAUUUUGAAGGCGUAGGUGGCUGGAGAGUUACAGGUGAUGACGAUGAAGAGGCAUUGUGGAUGGGCAUCAACUCAAGACUUGAACUGCCUGCCGAGACACCAACCAGAAGGCGCAGGUUAAGCCAUACUGGCGCUGCUAGCCCAGGUCAGCGAGUGAGCGUCGGAUCGGAGAUCUUGCGAAUGAGUCCGGUGCAGAGUAGAUCGAGGACGCCCGUACGGUUCGUGCAUGACGAUGAGUAUGGCUACUUCCCCCAGCAGCCCAUACCAAACAACACACGCUUCAGCCACAGCCCAGACAUUGCCCACGAACGUAAGAGACGAAAGAGCACUAGCAACAGUAGCACGUCCAGCAACACAUCAACUGGCCUGACAAUAGCAACAAAGCACGCAGGAGAGAAAUUCUGA